AUGCCGAUCACGAAAAUUCACGCCCGUCAGAUCUACGAUUCUCGUGGUAAUCCAACCGUUGAGGUAGAUCUUUAUACGGAUAAAGGUGUUUUUCGUGCGGCCGUUCCGUCAGGAGCCUCAACUGGGGUGCACGAGGCUCUGGAACUUCGCGAUAAAGACAAGAACGUUCACCAUGGAAAGGGUGUUUUGAAGGCUGUUGCUAACAUCAAUGAUAAGAUCGCUCCAGCUCUUAUUGCCAAGAACUUCUGUGUGACUCAGCAGCGAGAUAUUGACCAAUUCAUGUUGGCUUUGGAUGGGACUGAGAACAAGUCGAAUCUUGGUGCUAAUGCUAUCUUGGGUGUUUCUCUUGCCGUUGCAAAAGCUGGUGCUGUUCACAAGGGUAUGCCGCUCUACAAGUAUAUCUCCGAACUUGCUGGUGUUAGCAAGGUUAUUCUACCCGUGCCAGCAUUCAAUGUGAUUAAUGGUGGCUCGCAUGCUGGAAACAAGCUUGCAAUGCAGGAGUUCAUGAUUCUACCUGAUGGGGCCUCAAGUUUCUCCGAGGCCAUGAGAAUGGGAUCUGAAGUUUAUCAUCACCUUAAAUCUGAGAUCAAGAAGAGAUAUGGCCUUGACGCCACUGCAGUUGGUGAUGAGGGGGGAUUUGCUCCCAAUAUUCAAGACAACAAGGAAGGACUGGAUCUUUUGAAGACUGCUAUUGAACUCGCUGGUUAUACUGGGAAGAUUUCGAUAGGUAUGGAUGUGGCUGCUUCCGAGUUUUUCAAAGAGGGAAAGUAUGACCUUGACUUCAAGAACCCGAAAUCCGAUCCAAGCCAAUGGUUGACUGGGGAUCAAUUGGCUGCACUCUACCAAACCUUCAUCAAAGAAUAUCCCGUUGUGUCGAUAGAAGAUGCUUUCGACCAAGAUGACUGGGAUAACUGGGGCAAAUUUAAGGCAGCGACCACUAUCCAACUUGUUGGAGAUGAUCUCACCGUGACAAAUCCGAAACGUAUUCGCCAAGCUGUUGAAAAGAAGAGUUGCAAUUGCUUACUCCUGAAGGUGAACCAGAUUGGCUCCGUUACCGAGUCAAUCGAGGCGGCUAAAUUAUCCCGCUCACAUGGUUGGGGCGUUAUGGUUUCCCACAGAUCAGGGGAAACUGAAGAUACCUUCAUUGCCGACCUCGUUGUUGGCCUUGCCACUGGACAGAUUAAAACGGGCGCGCCUUGCCGUUCCGAGCGUCUAGCCAAGUACAACCAGUUGCUCCGUAUUGAGGAAGAACUCGGAAAAGAUGCGAUUUACGCAGGAAAGAAUUUCCGCAACCCCAACUUCUAA
This is a messenger RNA of Angiostrongylus costaricensis, 1305 nucleotides long. NCBI's taxonomy places the organism in Eukaryota, Metazoa, Nematoda, Chromadorea, Rhabditida, Metastrongylidae. The record is from the annotation of a GenBank genome assembly.